Messenger RNA from Lolium rigidum, 1040 nucleotides. RefSeq names its product receptor-like cytoplasmic kinase 176. Gene Ontology annotation, molecular function: ATP binding; protein kinase activity. The record is from RefSeq and is a predicted model, not a curated record. Bases 321 to 1040 code for a protein of 239 amino acids. The transcript is spliced from 3 exons. Gene Ontology annotation, biological process: protein phosphorylation. Lineage: Eukaryota; Viridiplantae; Streptophyta; Magnoliopsida; Poales; Poaceae.
CCUGCCUUUCCUCUUGCCCGCCAUUGAUGCCCUUCUAGAAGCAGCAACUGCAGCAGCACAAGUACCGGAUUUCCCUUUCCCCGCCUCCACUCUCCAUCGCUCGCUCGCCUUUCCGCUCGGUGGGAGGGAAAGUUGGAGAGGCCAGCGCACGAGCACGAGCUCGGCGAGCAAAAAAGUAGAGUAGCGGCGACACGCAAAGUUCGAGAGCGGGGAGCCUCCUGGAGUUCCGAUUCGGCUGCUCUGCUCGCUGAUUUCUGCCACUGCCGUUCUUGAGCUCCGGCGAUCGGAUUCGACGGCCGCCGGAUCGGUCGAUCCGGUCCAUGGGGAACUGCUGGGGCUGGGGCGCCAAGAUCAGCUCCGACACCACCUCCUCCUCCUCGCCUUCAGGGACGAAUUCCAAGUACGCUAGCAGGAAUGGGGCAGCCUUGAGCAACUCCAGCAGCUAUGCCUCGGCUGCGUCAGUGCCACGCAGCGAGGGCGAGAUUCUCGAGUCGGCGAAUGUCAAGGCCUUUGCCUUCAGUGAGCUGAGGACCGCCACGAGAAACUUCCGGCCGGAUAGUGUGCUAGGGGAGGGAGGGUUUGGGUCAGUCUUCAAGGGGUGGAUCGAUGAGAAGACCCUUGCACCGACUAAGCCAGGCACCGGGAUGGUCAUUGCCGUCAAGAAGCUUAACCAGGAAGGCUAUCAGGGCCAUAGGGAAUGGCUGGCUGAAGUGAAUUACCUUGGACAACUAUCACACCUGAAUCUUGUGAAGCUCAUCGGGUACUGUGUCGAAGACGAACAACGGCUUCUUGUCUACGAGUUCAUGCCUCGUGGGAGUUUAGAGAAUCAUCUCUUUAGGAGUAAGUGUCUGGCCUUUUGCUGCUUGUAUGGCUUCUCGUGUACAAGGGUGAUGGGGACAUAUGGUAAUGCCGCACCAGAAUACAUUGCAAGGGUUAUGAAAAUUGCACAUCAAACUGUCGCAUGCAAGUUGAUCCGACCUGCGCCGCAUGAAUGCAAGAGGAGGCCGGCCGCGACAUACUCUACUCCCUCGUUUCCUUAG